CGCGCGGCCGGGCCCCCGUCAUGCCCGCGCGCGCGCGCCGCCGCCGCACUUCCUCAAUCAGAGAAAAAAGAACCAAGCGAAGAGGAAAAAACGCCAGCAAGUCGCUGCUUCUUGGCCAACAACUCCCACCAGGUGACUCCUGGCACCAUGCCUCCUUUCUUGAGGAUCGCCUUCAACGCCUUUGAGCUGGGCAACCAUGCCCCCCUAUCCGAUCCCCCUUUCUGUGCAAUCAAGAUGAAGGAGGCCUUGACAACUGAACGAGGCAAGACCCUGGUACAGCACAAACCCACCAUGUAUCCGGCCUGGAAGGCCAGUUUCGACGCGCACAUCUACGAGGGCCGUGUGCUGGAGAUACUCCUGAUGAAGACAGCGGAGGAGCAGCUGGCCGAGGUCACGGUGGGCGUGUCUGUGCUCGCCGAACGCUGCAAGAAAGCGAACGGGCGUAUUGAAUUCUGGGUGGAUCUCCAUCCUUCUGGUAAAGUUAUGAUGGCCGUGCAGUACUUUUUGGAAGGAGUGGAGUCAGAGAGCAAGCAGGCGUCCAAAGAAGAAGAGGCUCCGACCCUUAAUCGCAGACGAGGUGCCAUCAAGCAGGCAAAGAUCCACUUCAUAAAGAACCACGAGUUCCUCGCCACUUUCUUCCGCCAGCCCACAUUCUGCUCUGUGUGCAGAGAGUUUGUCUGGGGACUCAACAAGCAAGGCUACAAAUGUAGACAAUGCAAUGCAGCCAUCCACAAGAAAUGCAUAGACAAAAUCAUCGGCAGAUGCACCGGUACUGCUGCCAACAGUCGGGACACUGUGUUCCAGAAGGAGCGCUUCAACAUCGACAUGCCGCACCGCUUCAAGGGGCACAACUACAUGAGUCCCACUUUCUGCGACCACUGUGGGAGUAUGCUGUGGGGUCUUGUCAAGCAGGGACUGAAAUGUGAAGAUUGCUCCAUGAAUGUUCACCACAAGUGUCAGCAUAAAGUGGCGAACCUUUGUGGCAUCAACCAGAAGCUACUCGCUGAAGCACUGACACAAGUCAGCCAGAAAUCCUUCACCCGUCGUUCUGAUCCAAACCUUCCGAAUCUGCCCGAUUUUGGAAUCUAUGACGAGGUCAACAAGCUGUCGGAACUGGACAUCAAUGAUUCACUAGGUCAGUACGGCAGAAUAUGGGCUGGCUCCAGCCCGCAGCCUCAGACCCGUCUCACACAUCUGACACACAUCAACGUGGACAACUUUGUCUUCCAAAAGGUCCUAGGAAAAGGCAGCUUUGGCAAGGUUCUCUUGGCAGAGCUGAAAGGUCGCGAAGAGUACUUUGCAGUAAAAGCUUUGAAGAAGGACGUGGUGCUGAUGGACGACGAUGUGGAGUGCACCAUGGUGGAGAAGCGAGUCUUAGCUCUGGCGUGGGAAAAUCCCUUCCUCACACACCUGUACUCAACUUUCCAGACCAAGGAACAUCUCUUCUUUGUCAUGGAGUAUUUGAACGGUGGAGACCUAAUGUUUCAUAUUCAGGAAAAAGGACGUUUUGAUGUCGCCAGAUCCAGGUUUUACUCUGCAGAGAUCAUCUGUGGCCUUCAGUUUCUACAUUCUAAAGGCAUCAUCUACAGAGACCUAAAGUUGGACAAUGUCAUGCUGGAUCACGAGGGACACAUCAAGAUCGCUGACUUUGGCAUGUGCAAGGAGAACGUGUUCGGAGAAAACCGCGCCACCACCUUCUGUGGCACGCCUGACUACAUCGCUCCUGAGAUCCUGCUGGGCCAGAAGUACUCCUUCUCAGUGGACUGGUGGUCCUUUGGCGUGCUGCUCUACGAAAUGCUGGUGGGACAAUCCCCCUUCCACGGAGACGAUGAGGACGAGUUGUUUGAGUCCAUCCGCAUGGACACCCCGCACUACCCCCGCUGGAUCAACAAGGAGGCCAAGGAGCUGCUGGAGAAGCUGUUUGAAAGAGACCCCACACGCAGGCUGGGCAUCACAGGUGACAUCCGCUCACACGCCUUCUUCAAGUCCAUCGACUGGCAGGCCUUGGAGGACAAAGAUGUGGAGCCGCCUUUCAAGCCCAAAGUGCGAGCGGCCAACGACUGCAGCAACUUCGACCGCGAGUUCCUGAGCGAGAAGCCUCGCCUGUCCUACAGCGACAAGAACUUCAUCGACUCCAUGGACCAGGCCGCCUUCGCUGGCUUCUCUUUCAUCAACCCCAAGAUGGAGCAGCUUUUAGAGAAGUAACCCUCCAGUCCACUUGCCAAGGAUCUGCUCCACCUGCAGUAUUUGCCUCGCCUUAGAUUGUUAGGAAGUGUAAAUAUCAAAGUGCAUGCCUUAAUGACUACAAUAAUCUUAAUAACAGGACGGUACACCUUGCUCCUUCUUUUAGCGGCCUGCAGCACAUCCCAAAAUCUAACUUUAAGGGGCCCAAGGGGGACCCCAGUGGAGCACUUUAGAAAAUAUAUCUUUUAAAUACGCCAUCAAUUUAAAAAGUUUGGACACACCUUCUCAUUCAAUGCGUAUUCUUUGUUUUCAUGACUAUUUACAUCAUAGAUUGUCACAGCCAAACUAUCAAUGAACACAUGUGGAGUUAAACACUUAACAAAAUAACCAAAAACAUGUUUUAUAUUCUAGUUUCUUCAAAAUAACCACCCUUUGCUCUUAUUACUGCUUUGCACACUCUUGGCAUUCUCUGCAUGAGCUUCAAGCACACCUGUGUAGUGAAAGCCAUCCUCACCUCUCAAAGAUCAUGCAGAGAAUGCCAAGAGUGUGCAAAGCAGUAAUAAGAGCAAAGGGUGGCUAUUUUGAAGGAAAUUGAAUAUAAAACAAGUGUGCAGUUAUUUCACUUUUUUUUGUUAAGUACAUAGUACAUAUUUUAUUGUUAUAUAUUUAAAUAUCAUUGUUGCUUUUUAUUUUAAUUAUUGUAAUAUUUUUCUAUUUUGUUUCCAUUUAUAUCCUCAUUAUUUACUUUUUACUUUUUAAAUUCAAUCUCAAUUCUGUGGACUGCUGCUGGAAUUUAAAUUUUCCUGAAGGAAUCAAUAAAAUACAAUCUAUCUAUCUAUCUAUCUAUCUAUCUAUCUAUCUAUCUAUCUAUCUAUCCAUCUAUCUAUCUAUCUAUUUAUCCUUCCUUCCUUCGAUCCUUCUAUCUAUCUGUCUAUCUAUCUAUCAUCUAUCUAUCUAUCGUUCUAUCUAUCUAUCUAUCGUUCUAUCUAUCUAUCUGUCUGUCUGUCUGUCUGUCUGUCUGUCUAUCUAUCGUUCUAUCUAUCUAUUGAUCGUUCUAUCUAUCUAUCUGUCUGUCUGUCCGUCUAUCUAUCUAUCGUUCUAUCUAUCAUUCUAUCCGUCUAUCUAUCUGUCUGUCUGUCUGUCUGUCUGUCUGUCUGUCUGUCUAUCUAUCUAUCUAUUGAUCGUUCUAUCGUUCUAUCUAUCUAUCUGUCUGUCUGUCUGUCUGUCUAUCUAUCUAUCUAUUGAUCAUUCUAUCUAUCUAUCUGUCUGUCUGUCUGUCUAUCUAUCUGUCUGUCUGUCUGUCUGUCUGUCUGUCUAUCUAUUUAUCAUUCUAUCUAUCAUUCUAUCUGUCUAUCCAUCUGUCUGUCUGUCUGUCUGUCUGUCUGUCUAUCUAUCUAUCUAUUGAUCGUUCUAUCGUUCUAUCUAUCUGUCUGUCUGUCUGUCUGUCUGUCUAUCUAUUUAUCUAUCUAUCUAUUGAUUGUUCUAUCGUUCUAGCUAUCUAUCUGUCUGUCUGUCUGUCUGUCUGUCUAUCUAUCGUUCUAUCUAUCGUUCUAUCUGUCUAUCUAUCUGUCUAUCUGUCUGUCUAUCUGUCUGUCUGUCUGUCUGUCUGUCUAUCUAUCCAUCUAUUGAUCAUUCUAUCGUUCUAUCUAUCUAUCUAUCUAUCUAUCUAUCUAUCGUUCUAUUGUUCUAUCUAUCUAUCUAUCUAUCUAUCUAUCUAUCUGUCCGUCUAUCUAUCUAUCUAUCUAUCUAUCUAUCUAUCCAUCUAUCUAUCUAUCCAUCUAUUUAUCUACCAGUAUCUAUCUAUCUAUCCAUCCAUCUAUCUAUCCAUCCAUCUAUCCAUCUAACUAGCUAUGUAACUCCAUAUGUGUUCAUUCAUAGUUGUGAUGCCUUCAGUGAUAAUCUGCAAUAUAAAUAGUCAUUAAAAAAGAAAAACAACACUCAUUGAACGAGAAAGUGUGUCCAAACCUUUUCGCCUGGACUUUUGGUCCCCCAGAAAACAAAAAUUAUUCAACACAUAAGACUCCAAGGUAACGCGGGAAAAUGUUAAUAAUAACAUAAUUUGUCCCCUAAACUGUAAAAAGCUUCUUAGCACAUCUAUAUUACAUUGUUUUUUAAUCUCGUUUACAAUUUUAAGAUAUGUAAAUGUCCCCAGAUUAAUUUCUCAGUAUGCGGCCCUCUGGACACCUGAUGUAAUUUCCUGCCAUCUGCUGGCAUGUUUCGUGUUCAUUAAAACGUUGAAACGUUAGGAAUAGCUAAAUGUGUUGAUGUACACCUGAGAUGAACAAAAACAGGAGUCACCUUCAAUUGUAGAUUUGACAUUUUUGUGAGAUUCUUUCCUGUGAAUGACUACAGUAUUUACAUGAUAUAUAGAGUAUAAGUAGAGUGUAUAGAAUAUCUACAUGAUGUGAAGUAGCUGAGACUGUGUACAUAGAUUGUGUGUAUUGGACUAACAUGUAUAUUGGUUGUUUUGUUUUUUACUCUCUUCAUCUUUUACAUCUAAUUAAAACCCUCAAAGACUCCAAACCA
This is a messenger RNA of Nerophis ophidion (straightnose pipefish), 4710 nucleotides long. RefSeq names its product protein kinase C, delta a (gene prkcda). Gene Ontology annotation, molecular function: ATP binding; diacylglycerol-dependent serine/threonine kinase activity. The transcript is spliced from 18 exons. Lineage: Eukaryota; Metazoa; Chordata; Actinopteri; Syngnathiformes; Syngnathidae. Gene Ontology annotation, biological process: protein phosphorylation. The record is from RefSeq and is a predicted model, not a curated record. Bases 148 to 2205 code for a protein of 685 amino acids.